Molecule: messenger RNA, 736 nt
Organism: Mytilinidion resinicola
Lineage: Eukaryota; Fungi; Ascomycota; Dothideomycetes; Mytilinidiales; Mytilinidiaceae
Exons: 1
Coding region: 1-702 (233 amino acids)
Source: RefSeq, a predicted model, not a curated record
AUGUCCACAGAAACCAAACCCAUCCGCCAAAACCCCCCUUUCGUUUACGACAUCACUGCCGCCUUCCUCUCCUGGCCCUGUCCCCGCACCACCUGCGUUGUCCCAGGCUUCCUUGAUUCCCGCGUUGACGGCUUCGGCCGCCUAUCGCGCUACUGCCGCCACUGCGACAAAAUCUGGCUCGACCCCUUCUUCUCUGCCACCGGCGAACCCUACACACUCCCGCUUUUUGACGGCAUGAUAAUUAGCGAAUUUCGCCCAUGCUACCAGUCUUGCAUCCACUGCGGCAAGGACAUCUGGGACAUAGAUCGCCCGCUGGUAAUGGAUGAUGCUGAGUUCGAGGAGGUGAAGAAUAGUAUAUCGCCGGCGGGCCACCCAAGCUGUGUGUUCGAAUUGCCAGGCGGGAAGAAGGCGAUAUUGGUGAGGGUGAAGUCAGUAGAUGUCGAGGAUCCGGAAGUGGUUUUGGAGAAGGGGUGGAAGAAGGGGGUGAACAAGCUGUGGAAGGUGGUUUUCAAGGGACGGUACGAAGAGCAGGGCAAGUUAGACGAGCCAAAUGUGCUGGAGAAUUUGGAGAAGUUGAGGUUGGUGGUGUGGAAGCAGGAGCUUUUGACUCUGGAGGGGGUAGACUGGGUGAUUCAGCGACCGCUGGCGGUCACAGAUGAAAUCUCGAAGGAGGUGCUGGAAGGAAAUGUGGAAAAGCUAUGAAAUGGAGUUGUAAUGGUCUUGAUAUUAGUCCGAC